GAGAUCGAAAUUUCGAGGGUGCAAACCAGUUAAAGGGAAAAAAAAAGUAGCAGCAGGCAGAGAGAAAGAGCGGGUAACGACGUAACGCUUUAAACGAUGUCGUAUCUGCUACCACACUUGCGUUCAGGGUGGGCUGUAGAUCAGGCGAUCCUGGCAGAGGAAGAGCGUCUCGUCGUCAUCCGAUUCGGUCACGAUUGGGAUGAAACAUGUGUGCAGAUGGAUGAAGUGCUUGCUUCUGUUGCUGAAACCAUAAAGAACUUUGCCGUGAUAUAUCUGGUAAACAAGCACAUUAUGAUUGAUCUUGGCACUGGAAACAACAACAAAAUCAAUUGGGCUCUCAAGGACAAGCAGGAGUUCAUCGACAUUGUUGAGACUGUGUACCGUGGGGGUAGAAAGGGUCAUGGUCUGGUAAUUGCUCCUAAAGAUUACUCCACCAAAUACCGCUACUGAGUAAUCAUUGUUAUGAAUGUAGCCAAUUGGAAGAUAUUGAAGAUCUUCAAGUAAGUGAUUUGGAGUUUCAACUGCCCUAGUAUAUACCUUUUUCCCUUUUAAUUCGAACUUGUGGUUCUAAUAAGAACCUUCAAACUUAGAUUGAAAAUGUGUUAUACAUUGUGUAUUGUUUGUUGCUCGUAUGUUGCAUGCUAGUAUAAGCAUUUGCGCAUUUUUUAUGUCUGUUUAAAUCCAAUGGUAUAUACUCUUGAAGUGCCUCUUUUCUAAUCAAUGUUUGGGUUGAAAAGCA
Molecule: messenger RNA, 739 nt
Organism: Gossypium raimondii (Peruvian cotton)
Lineage: Eukaryota; Viridiplantae; Streptophyta; Magnoliopsida; Malvales; Malvaceae
Product: thioredoxin-like protein YLS8
Exons: 3
Coding region: 97-450 (117 amino acids)
Biological process (GO): mRNA splicing, via spliceosome
Cellular component (GO): spliceosomal complex; U4/U6 x U5 tri-snRNP complex; U5 snRNP
Source: RefSeq, a predicted model, not a curated record